AUGAAGCCCUCCACUUGCCUCUUUGUCGCCUUACACUACCUGGGCUUGGCCUCUGCUGCGUCAAUUGCCAAGCCUGAUGAUAUUGUGCAGAAUCUCGAGACCCGCUAUUGCUUCAACCUUGGAGAGGUGUACGGCGAUGAAGAAGGCGAGGCCCUCGUCGUGGCCCGGAAAGCUUGCGAGAGUGACUUCCACGGCACCUGGAAAAGGACUGAAUACCGAAAACGAUGUUACAACCUCAGCCGUCACAAGCAUGUAACUUUUUUAGUCCACCUCUCAGACAAGAGUCCCGACCAUGUUAAGAACCUUACUAGUGAGGAGUGCUACCGCAGGCUCUCAGAUCAGAUCUCCGAAUGCCCGCAGGGGAGUCAUGUGUGGCACGGAGUCUGGCGCUACAAGCAAGCUCGAUCCUAUUCCGAAGAAAUGCCCAGGAUGGGAUGA
Clonostachys rhizophaga is the source of this 438-nucleotide messenger RNA. NCBI's taxonomy places the organism in Eukaryota, Fungi, Ascomycota, Sordariomycetes, Hypocreales, Bionectriaceae. The record is from the annotation of a GenBank genome assembly.